Messenger RNA from Trichechus manatus latirostris (Florida manatee), 327 nucleotides. Its product is annotated as eotaxin. Gene Ontology annotation, molecular function: chemokine activity. Gene Ontology annotation, biological process: immune response; eosinophil chemotaxis. Gene Ontology annotation, cellular component: extracellular region. The record is from RefSeq and is a predicted model, not a curated record. The transcript has 3 exons. The coding region runs from base 28 to 327 and encodes 99 amino acids. Lineage: Eukaryota; Metazoa; Chordata; Mammalia; Sirenia; Trichechidae.
AAGCUGAAGCUCUCCUCACCUUCCAACAUGAAGGUCUCCGCAGAGUUCCUCUGCCUUCUGCUCACAGCAGCCACCUUCAACACCCAGGUGCUUGCUCAGCCAGAUUCAGCUUCCAUUUCGACCAUCUGCUGCUUUAAUGUAGCCAGUAGGAAGAUCCCCAUCCAGAGACUGGAGAGCUACACAAGAAUCACUAGCAGCAAAUGUCCCCUGAAAGCUGUGGUCUUCAAGACCAAAUUGACCAAAAAAAUCUGUGCUAAUCCCAAGGAGAAAUGGGUUCAAGAUUUCAUGAAGUACCUGGACCAAAAAUCUCAAACUCCAAAGCUAUAA